Molecule: messenger RNA, 1716 nt
Organism: Eruca vesicaria subsp. sativa (arugula)
Lineage: Eukaryota; Viridiplantae; Streptophyta; Magnoliopsida; Brassicales; Brassicaceae
Source: the annotation of a GenBank genome assembly
AUGAACAAGAGUAGCAACUCCGAAGGUGCCGAAGCAGAACAGAUCAUAUUCGAGUUCUUUGCUAAAACCCUACACAUCAUCCUCGAAUCAAGGACUCCUUUCGUGUCUUCAAGAAACUUCAGUGAUGAGCAGAUGAUCUGUUCACCUUCCUCAUCUUCUUCAUCUUCCUCAAGCGUCAGGCCUCGUGACAAAUGGUUCAAUCUAGCUCUUAGGGAAUGUCCUGCAGCGUUAGAGAGUUUCGAUAUAGGGCGCAGAAGCACUCUAGAGCCUCUGGUUGUUGAUGUAGUUCUUGUGGCUACGAAAGAGUAUCACUCUGAUCAAGAUGAGUUGGGAUGUGAAACCAAGAACGAGCAGAUCAUUGAGAGAUGGGUUGUGCAGUAUGAUAAUAGGAAGAUUAGGGAAAGGAGGUCAAGUAGUAGUAGUAGUAGUAAUAAGUUGCAAGUGAUGUAUAAGAAAGCAACUUUGUUACUGAGAUCACUCUUUGUGAUGGUUAGGAUUUUACCUGCUUACAAGAUUUUCAGAGAACUCAACUCCUCUGGACAGAUCUUCAAGUUCAAGCUGUUUCCUAAAGUCCCUACUAUCAUUGAACCCUUCACUCGUAGAGAAGAGGCAGAGAUGCACAAGUUUGCGUUCACACCUGUUGAUACCAUCCGCGGUAGGCUUUGCAUGUCUGUGUUGUAUAGUUCUCUCUCAGAUGUUAGUUGCAGCCAACACUCAGCUCCUGUGUCUCCAACGUUUAUUACUGAUUACGUUGGUAGUCCUUUAGCUGAUCCUUUGAAAAGGUUCCCUUCUCUGCCUCUUUCUUAUGGUUCACCACCACCGUUGUUGUCGUUUCAGAGGCGUCAUAGUUGGAGUUUUGAUCGUUACAAGGAGGCUUCUUCUCCUCCGCCUUCGGUUUCUUGCUCACCGUCACCACAAGCUUUGGUUGCAAAUCCUUGUUCUAGUCGCCUUCCUCCUCAUCCUUGUCAAGAUUUUUCUCCUCCUUGUUCUCCUUCAGGACCUAGACAAGCCGUCCCAAGAAGCAUCACGCGUACUGAAAGUGCUCCAGUCAGGAUUCCAGCUCCUACAUUGGUGGCACCUUCUUCUCAUUUGAAACUGUCGAGACAUGCUUCUUUGAAGCCUGUGAGAAACACUUGUCCUGUUGAAUCUGGAGCAGCAUUGGAGAAGCUGCAUAUCUAUGGGAGAGAAGAAGACUUUAGGAGGAACUCUGGGGUGAGGCUGUCUUCAAACAGCUCACCGAGGAUAUCAUUUUCUAGAAGUUCAAGUAGAUCAUACCAAGAUGAUGUUGAUGAUAAUGAUUUCCCUUGUCCAUUUGAUGUUGAGUAUGAUGAAAUAACAGAUCCUAGUAGUAGCAGACCAUGCUCCUUGGACCAGAGAGGAGAUAUACAUGAACCACCUCUUGAGUUGUCGAGUGGUUCAUACCCAAAGAAGUCACAAGAUGCUGCUGUUGGUGCUUUAGUGAAUAUGCUGAAGAAAGCUCCACCUCUAAAACAAGAUGUCUCUGAAUCUGCCAUAUCUGAACUUUGCUGGAAAAACAACAAGAACAAACCUGGAGGGGAUCAGGAGAUAGCAACAGCGUCUAUGACAGCGUCAGGGAUAGCUCUGGCGGCAAAGACAACAGCUGAUGCGUUGGAAGAGCUAAGGUCUUACAAGGAAAUGAAGAAUGUGUUGCUUAGCCAAUCCACAUCAUCAGCCUUUGCUGUUUCAGAAUCUUGA